GGAUGUUCAGCAACGCCAGGAAUCCACUGGACAAGGUUUUGAGGGUAAUCGACAACGAGAAAUACCCGUUCAAGAUUAUCGACUAUGGGGUGAUGAGGAACAAGACCGGGAUCACUAUAUGUCAGCUCACGAUCGCCACCUAUCAAGAUCAGACUCACCGUAUCAAGAUCAGUAUCACGCAAGAAGAGAUUCUUUAAACCAACUCGGUUUUGCCUCACCACGACGAUCACCGAUUGAAGUUUAUGAGCCACCGCCACAAUAUGAGGAAUUAAUGAGACUCUCCGACUUCAAUGAAUCGAGGACAGAGGAAUCAAUUUGCUUUCCCCGAUCAAUCACGAAUCAAGCGCGUAUUGUUCCCCAACUCAUUCAUCAUCGCAAAUCGCUUCUUCAGCACCAACGCUUUCUGCUUUCUGCCCGCAUGAGAUUGGUUCAAAGGAAUGGAUGUCAGCGCUUUGUAGAGAUUGGACAA
Messenger RNA from Mesorhabditis belari, 469 nucleotides. Lineage: Eukaryota; Metazoa; Nematoda; Chromadorea; Rhabditida; Rhabditidae. The record is from the annotation of a GenBank genome assembly.